This is a messenger RNA of Ailuropoda melanoleuca (giant panda), 3993 nucleotides long. RefSeq names its product trichohyalin (gene TCHH). NCBI's taxonomy places the organism in Eukaryota, Metazoa, Chordata, Mammalia, Carnivora, Ursidae. Bases 86 to 2956 code for a protein of 956 amino acids. The record is from RefSeq and is a predicted model, not a curated record. Gene Ontology annotation, molecular function: calcium ion binding; transition metal ion binding. Gene Ontology annotation, biological process: intermediate filament organization. The transcript is spliced from 5 exons.
CCCAGUACACUUGCCAGCAGUGUCAGCGAGGGCUCAACUUCCUUUGGUGAAGUGGAUUUACUUGAACUUGAAGGAAGGGAAAAAAAUGUCUCCACUUCUGAGAAGCAUCUUCAAUAUCACUGAAAUGUUCAAUCAAUAUGCCUCACAUGAUUGUGAUGGGGCAGCACUAAGCAAGAAAGACCUGAAGAACCUCCUUGAAAGGGAAUUUGGAGAUGUCCUUCAGAGACCACAUGACCCUGAGACAGUAGAUCUGAUCCUGCAACUUCUGGAUCGCGACUGUAACGGGCUCGUCGAUUUCAAUGAAUUCCUCCUGUUCGUUUUCAAGGUGGCUCAAGCUUGUUAUUACGCUCUCAGCCAGGCUUCCGGGCUAGAUGAGAAGCGGGCCACGUGUGAGGGAAAGGAGAACCCAUUACAAGAUCCCAGGCAAGCCGACCAAAGGAGAUUUGAGCCCCAGGACAGGCAAUUGGAAGAACGCAGGCAGAAGAGGCAAGAACUAGAGAGGGAGCUCGCUGAGGAAGAGAAGCCUCGGCUGCAGAAGCGAGAACGGGAAGAGAGCCUUAAGGAGGAAGAGCAUCUGCAGAGGCGCAAGGGUCGGGAACCAGAGAAAUUUCCUGACCAAGAGCAAAGGCGAGAGAGGCGGGAGCUGCGCGACCUCCAGGGGAAAGAGCAGCUGCAAAGGCUAGAACGCCAAGAGCAACGUAAGCGAGCGCUCCGGGAAGAGCAGUUGCAACGGCAGAGGGGCGAGGAGCCGCGCUUGCAGCAGGAGCUGAGGCGUGAGCAAGAGGAGAGACGCGAACAAGAACUGAGGCGCGAGGAGGAGCGCUUGGGGCAGCAGCUGAGGCGGGAGCAGGAGGAGAGACGCCAGCAGCUGAGGCGCGAGGAGCCGGAAGAAAGACGCGAGCAAGACCUAAGACGCGAGCAGGAGAGACGCGAGCAAGAACUGAGGCGCGAGGAGUCCCGCUUGCAGCAGCAGCUGAGGCGCGAGCCGGAAGAGAGACUCGAGCAGCAGCUGAGGCGCGAGCAGGAGGAAAGACGCGAGCAGCUGAGGAGCGAGGAGCCCCUCUUGGAGCAGGAGCUGAGGCGGGAACAGGAGGAAAGACGGGAGCAGGAAGAGAGACUCGAGCAGCAGCUGACGCACGAGCAGGAGGAAAGACGUGAGCAGCUGAGGCGCGAGGAGCAGCGCUUGGAGCAGGAGCUGACGCGCGAGCAGCAGCUGAGGAGAGAGGAGCCGCGCCAGGAGCAAGAGCUGAGGCGCGAGCAGGAGGAAAGACGCGAGCAGCUGAGGCGCGAGGAGCAGCGCUUGCAGCAGGAGCUGAGGAGAGAGGAGCCGCGCCAGGAGCAAGAGCUGAGGCGCGAGCAGGAAGAGAGACUCGAGCAGCAGCUGAGGCGCGAGCAGGAAGAGAGACUCGAGCAGCAGCUGAGGCGCGAGCAGGAGGAAAGACGCGAGCAGCUGAGACGCGAGGCGCCCCGCUUGGAACAGAAGAAGCGGAAAGAGCAGCUGAGACGCGAGGAGCCGCGUUUGGAGCAGCUGCUCAGGCGCGAGCAGCAGCUGGCUGAGGAGGAGGUGGAACAGGAAGAGGCCCGGGAGCGGGACAAGAGCCGCGCCCCAAGGUGGCAGUGGCAGCUCGAAAGUGAGGCAGAAGCUCGUCAAAGCAAAGUCUACUCCAGGCCCCGCAAGCAGGAGCAGAGGCACUGGCAGGAGCAGGAGAACCGGCGGCGCCAGGAGCGCGCGCUGCAACUCCGGGAGGAGGAGGACGACCAGUGGCAGCGCGGGUUCCGGCCCCUCCGGGAAGAGCGCGAACCGCGACUGCAACGGGAGGAGCAGGUACGCCUGCAGUGGGAGGAGGAAGAGCAGCGCCGCGACUUCAAAUGGCAGGCGGAGAAAGACAGCGAGAGGCGCCGCCAGAGGCUGUCGGCCAGGCCCGCUUUGCAGGAGCUGCGGGAGAGGCGGCUAAGAGCGGAGGAGCUGCAGGAACUGGAACCGUUCCGUGAGGAGGAGCAGCAGCGCCGCCAGCGACUGGAGAGGGAGCCGGAGCAGCGGGUCCGUGAAGAGAAGCAGUUGGAGGAGAGCUUCCAAGAGGAUCGGGAGAGGAAGCUACGCCAGGAAGAGCAGCGCCGCGAUCAGAAAUGGAGGUGGCAACCAGAUGAGGAAAGCCAGAGACGCCGCCACAUAGUGUACGCCAAGCCAGCUGAACGAGAGCAGCUGAGGGAAGAAGAGCAGCUGCAGAGAGAGGAACGCGAGAAGAGGAGGCGCCAGGAGCGCGACAGGAAGUUCCGCGAGGAGGAGCAGCUCCUGCAGGAAAGGGAAGAACAGAAGUUCCGCGAGGAGGAGCAGCUCCUGCAGGAAAGGGAAGAACAGCUGCGCCGCCAGGAGUGCGACAGUAAGUUCCGCGAGGAGGAGCAGCUCCUGCAGGAAAGGGAAGAAGAGCAGCUGCGCCGCAGGGAACGUGAGCAACAGCUUCGCCAGGAGCGCGACAGGAAGUUCCGCGAGGAGGAGCAGCUCCUGCAGGAAAGGGAAGAACAGCUGCGCCGCCAGGAGUGCGACAGUAAGUUCCGCGAGGAGGAGCAGCUCCUGCAGGAAAGGGAAGAAGAGCAGCUGCGCCGCAGGGAACGUGAGCAACAGCUUCGCCAGGAGCGCGACAGGAAGUUCCGCGAGGAGGAGCAGCUCCUGCAGGAAAGGGAAGAACAGCUGCGCCGCCAGGAGGAACGUGAGCAACAGCUUCGCCAGGAGCGCGACAGGAAGUUCCGCGAGGAGGAGCAACUCCUGCAGGAAAGGGAAGAACAGCUGCGCCGCCAGCAGGAGGAGCAGAGGCGCGGUCGCCAAGUCUGGGAGGAAGGAGACAAGGGCAGUCAGCAGGCUCUGGAGUCCGGUAAGGGUCAGUUUGCCAGUGUUCCGGUGCGCUCCAGCCCUCUCUAUGAGUACAUCCAAGAGCAGAGAUCUCAGUACCGCCCUUAAGAGAUGCUGCCAAUAUCCGGACACCUGCCAAAGCUUCCAGCAAAGGAAAAUGAGAAACACUGGAUACCAAAUGACUCAAAUGUUUCUGGUUGUGGGAGAACGCUCUAAUGUUCCAAAAUCUUUUUUUCCAAAACUACACUCAUUUCAUGUACCUGUUACUCUUGCUUUUUAUUCUUCCUGAAAUUAUUCUUUACUGCAGGAUGUCUUUGCUCUUUGGUGCAGAUGUGGUGUGCAUUUUUUAAAAAUAUAAAUCAUUUAAUUUGUUUAAGGAGUUUGGGGAACGUUAAUUUAUUGCUUUCAAAAGUAAAAAAGAAUAUGAUUUAAGAUUCAAUAAAACUGGGUCUGUUUUUUAAUGGUUGAUCCAUCUUUUGGAGAAUUUAGAUAUUUUUAAUGUUCCAGUUGGCAUUUCUUCUUGAGCAUAAACUGCAUUAAUAUUUGCCUCCAAAUAGACUGGCUUUUGUGGCAUAAUUAGCACAGAUUGUACAAGGGCACUAAAUUUUUACAACCCUUGACUAGCACAGGGGGAGUGACUUCUACAGAAAAACUCCCUCUGAAAUCAGCCCCUAACUGGAAGAAAUAUCUGUUAUGAAGAAGGUUUAGCUUCAAGACUUAGAAUUUGAAUUAGAUUUUUUUUCACACUUGAUAAGCACUUAAAAUCUCAUGAAGCAAAAGCAAGGUGUUUCUCAAACAACUCCAGAGUUCAAAUUUUAAAUCUGUCUACUUUAGUCUGUUGUGCUCAGUUCUUUUCCCCCAGUCUUUGAUGAGUUUGAGAAUUUUACUACCUUUGUUCAUUUUAACUGAGAAGGAACCUGCUCAGGAUCCUGUAAGCAUCUGUUUAGCACUAGAGCCAAUAAGAGAUCACAGCAUUUUGGGGGAGGGGAAGGGAAAAUUUGUGAACAGGAGGGCAAGUUCCUAGAGGCCCUUAGAUGAGACCCAUCAGCCCACAAUCCUUUGAGGCCUAUUGAUACUAUCUUGGAUACUUUCCCGUUGAAAUGAUUGGACCGUGUAAAAAAUAAUAAAUGUUUGGCAAACAAUUA